Molecule: messenger RNA, 6717 nt
Organism: Dunckerocampus dactyliophorus (ringed pipefish)
Lineage: Eukaryota; Metazoa; Chordata; Actinopteri; Syngnathiformes; Syngnathidae
Product: ankyrin repeat domain-containing protein 26-like
Exons: 31
Coding region: 1491-5720 (1409 amino acids)
Molecular function (GO): protein binding
Source: RefSeq, a predicted model, not a curated record
UCACUGGAAACGGGUCUGACUUAUUGCUGGCAAAGUGAACCAAACUCUUGACACCAGUCAUCCAGGCAAUGAACAGCAUGAAUUAGGUGGUCCGGUACCCCAUACUCUCAGAGUACUCCCACAUGAUUUUUCGAAGAACUCUGUCGAAUACCUUAUCCAAGUCCAGAAAACACUGGUAGACUGGUUGGGCAAAUGGGGUUCUGGGUUUACUGCCACGACAGGCACCGACCACCUUGCAGCCUCCCAGCAAACCCUCACAAUGCAUUUCAGCCUGCCAGGUCUAACCGGGAUCCUUCCCGACCAUCGGAGCCAACUCACCACCAGGUGGUGAUCGGUUCACAGCUCCGCCCCCCUCUCUUAACGAGCGUCCAAAACAUUUGGGCAAGUCCGACGUCUUCACCAGAGUGUCCAGAACAUGUGGUUGCAAGUCCAACGAUUCGACAACAAAGUCAAUCAUCGAACUGCGGCGUCUUGAGUUUCCUUACUGAGACUGCUGACCCCCGACCCUGACCUGGAUAAGCGAAAGAAGAUGGAUGGUUUUUAUCAACAUAUUUGCGAGCAAUUUAAGUAUGAAUACAACAAUAUAGUACAUUGUAACAUCACCAAAAUAAUCCAAUUAAUGUAUUCCGUUUUAUUAGAGACAAUUGAACACAAUUUAGUCAAUACUGUAAAACUAUUAAUGGCUGUCAUUCAAAUCAGUUGGCUUUUCACCCCUCAGUCAUCAAUAAUAACAAUGAUCAACACUACAAAAAACAUUUGCGAACAAAGUGUGAGCUAAUACUGAUAUUGCCAUUGAUAUCGGCACUACCAACAUUUGGAAAGAUCCGCCCACUUGCUGAACGGACGGUGGUAACAAGCUAUGACGACGAUAAAAUGGCGUCACAAGGAAGUUAACACCAAGGACUCUGGUUAACGCCCUGCCUCUGUCUGGCGUCCUCGACCAUGCUCUCCGUUUCCUCAUCUGUCCCCGUGUAACAGGUGAGAUGGCGGCAGCAGUACAAAAUUCCCAUCUGUUGGUAUGAGCGCUUUGUUAUGAUUGGUGUCCAUUGGCGGUAAAGCCCUCCAUGUUUUCCUCAUCAAUUGUACAUUUUAUUAUAUGAUUGUCCACUAACGCCCCUUUCAAAAACUUGACGUUUUAAACGACGUCACUCGGCAGAGAGAACUAAUAAUUAGUGUGCAAUAACGCGUGUGACAAUAAAGCAGUCGAAGCCAAUGAUCUCAUGACGCGUCUGAGAUUGUCGUCCUUGUCUUUUGACAUCCAUUUGUUGUGAAACUUGGAAAAAAAUAUAUAUAACGCGCAUCAGAGAAAGUUGUGCGGCUGAUAACCAACAUGCUAAAAACAUUUUGCUCUAAAUUAGAGUUCAAUUAUUGCGCGGAACCAUCUCACUUUCCGAAAGUGUGGGGAUGAAAGCCGCCAUUGGUGAUCCUUUAACACCAGUUAAGUAGCAGAUAGUAGCGGUGCGAAAGCAUCGCUUUGCUGCUGUGUCAGGAUGAAGAAACUAUUCGGCGGGUUAAAGACCAAACGGUCACAUGAAGCGAAAGAAAUUGAAAAGCUGCACAAGGCUGCGUGGGAGGGCGACAUGUCCAAGCUGAAGGAAUUUGCCAAACCCAUCGACGUCAAUGAGGCUGACAAGCAGAACAGGACAGCACUUCACAUGGCUUCUGCCAGCGGAAAGAUUGAGGUGGUGAAAUUCCUUGUGGAAAACGGAGCCAAGCUCAAUUUAGUUGACAGUCAAAAUAAGUCUGCAUUAAUGAAGGCAGUCGAAGGUCAGCAUGAGAACAUUGUGGAAAUCCUUCUGGAAAACAAUGCCGAUCCCAACCUGAUGGAUGUGAAUGGCAACACGGCUUUACAUUUGGCAUCAAGCAUCCCAUCCAUCUCCAUUGUUCUUAUGCUUGUGAAGCACGACGCUGACAUCAAUGCCAAAAAUCAGGAGGGCCUUUCACCGCUGACUAUUGCAGCCCAAGAGGACAAUGUAGAUGUAGCUGACUUUCUGUUGAAGAAAGGUGCUGAUGUUAAUAUUUUGGACAAAAACAAAAGGUCACCACUAAUGGUCGCCGCCGGCCAGGGGCACUCCAGCAUGGUGCAAUUGCUCCUACAGUUCCAUGCAAAUACUACACUGAAGGAUAUCAAAGGACAAUCGGCUGAGUACUAUGCUCAGACAAAGUACCAUGAUAUUUGUGUCUCCCUGAUGGCCGAGCAUGGUACCCAACGCAGCCUGCCGGGCUCCCUGCCUCAUCCAAGUAAAAGGACCUCAAAAUCAGACACGUGUAAAGACGGUGGACAGAUAGAAGAUGGCAAGCAGAGAGAGAAUGAAAUGAACGAUUUGUUAAUGUUUUUGAACAAACUUGAAAAACACUCCGGAAAGCUAGAGUUGCAAGAGGACUUGGACUGGGAUAAAACCAGCAAUGCCAGUAAGAGAACACUGCCUGGAGGCUCUGUGGCUUCUCCUACAUCCGAGGAAACCCCAGUGUGCUCCAGUCCCUCUUUCGAGGAGAAAGACGAUGUGUUUCCAAAAGUGAUUCGAAAAAAUACCUCAGACGUGAAAUCAAUCAGCUCGCAUGUCCUUCUGGCGCCAUAUCCCCAACAUCGUUCAAAGAAGAUCCUUUCAGAAAGUGACAAAUCGGAUGACAUUUCAAUAGUGUCAUGCUCUGAGGUCAAAGGUGACAUACAGCAUCUUCGUAGGGGCCUGGUUAAAGCAGACUCCCCUAGACACUCGCCAAUGGCAAGUCUACCUAUCAGACAGAAGGUUACCAGAGAGGCUAAGAGUGUUUCAAUGAAAAAUACCAGUGCUUCCAGUGACAUGGGUGGAAGGGCGUCAGAGGGACAUAAACAUGACAAACAUCAUGAGAAGUUCACUUCAGCCAGCCGCAAAGAGAUGUCCAAUCAACCUGAAGUCUCUCAUUAUUCACAGAGAGUGGCCUCUGGUUCGACAAGCAAGGCACUGGUGGAAUCACAACCCUCACAUCAACGGACCUCCAACAUCAGACAUGAUGAGCCAGCUGGAGAGAAACCCUCACAGCUGAUGGCGAGUGGCAAGACCCGCUUAUCCAGAAGCCCUCAGCGGAACACCAGAUUGCUCCAUGUGAAUGACGACAGCACUAUAAGUGAUUUGUCGGAUGAUGAAGCGAGCAACAAGUGGAAAACGAAACCAAAGAAGAAAAAGCACACUGAUGAAAUUUCCGAAGAGCUUGAUGAGAUCACGUCAUCGUCUUCGUUGACUGUAGAUGAUUGUGACCUUCGCUUGCCAACCACCAAGGGUGUGUCCCUUAUGCCUCCAAUUCUGGACACUUUACCGCAAGACCCCGCAAGCAAGAUGGUUCUUGGGGAGAUUAUGAGCCACCAAAGUAAGCACCCCUUCCUGAAAGCAAAAGACCCUAAUGUCCGGAUGGAUUCGCUGAACAAACUGAAAAAUGAGAGGACUGAGUUAAAGAACCAACUCGAAGAGGUCAGAGAUGACAGAUGUGCCAUGGAGCAUAAAGAAAUGGAGUUACAAAGUGAAGUCUCGAACCUCAAAUUUCGGCUAAAACAGCAAGACGAAGAUACCACUUCUACCAUCAAGUUGUGCCAUGGCAACCAAGAGAAGCUUGAGGAGGAACUCCGACACACCCACUCUCAGUUGAAUCAGGAACGCUGCUCAACUGCACAGCUGCAGCAAAGGCUCAAGAGUCAGUCCUGCAAGCAUCAAACCAUGGAAGAGGACUACAGACGAAGCAGAAAUAAUGAGGAACAGCUGAGAUCAGAACUUGAGGUUAUACAGACACACAGCAACAUCAAAAAUAGAGAUCUUGCCAAUGAGAACGAGGCCCUCAGGGAACAGCUGGAAGAUCUUCGCCAAGAUCUCAAACUCUCCCAAGACAACCAGACCCAAAAUGUAAUGGAUUGGAACAAUACAGUUCAGGGGUUACGGUGUGAGAUAGCACUUGCAAACGCCCGCCUGGAGAGUGAGCUGAAAGAUCAUGACAUAUUGGUGGCCGAGACCCAGGCAAUCCGCGCCCGCCUAGUUGAGGCAGAGCGAGCUAAGUCAGAUAUUGAGAAAGCUAUGCUCCAAGAGAAGGAGGAACACCAACGAGAGAAAGAGAAACAUGCAGGUGAAAUGGCCAGUCAACGAGAAGCAACCAGCAAACAGGCCCAGAAGCUGGCCAAGUCCAAGGCACUCGCAAACACCCUAGAGAAUGAGGUACAUAGAGUUGAGCUCCUGAUCAACGAGAGAAACCAGCAGAUGAAUGCCUUGCAGCGUGAAAAUGACCAGAUAGGUGCACGUGUUAAAGAGCUGGAAGCCGCUCUCCAGGCAGAGAAAGAGCUGGUUAGCUGGGCCGGAGCUCGCCAGGAGGCGACUCAGGAGCUCCUAGCCCAAGCCCAGAAUGAAGGCAUUGUGCUACGGCAGAAGCUGGAGGAGGCCCAAAACAAAAGUAUUGCAAAGGAGAACGCAGUGGCAGAUGCCCAGAAGAAUUUCACAGAGACGUUGUCCAAGCUUCGCGCCGACUGCGAUGAGAGGAUACAACUUGUGCAGGAUAGGAAUCAGGAUCUCGCUGCUAAAGCUGGUGAGCUCCGAGAACACAUCCACCAAUUAGAGGAGGAGAAAAAUGAAAGAGAGGCUUAUCAGCGGCAGCAGCAGGCAGAGCUAUCCGAUUUGUUGAAGAAGCUGUCAAAGUGUGAAGCUUCUUUGGAGGUUCACAUGAGAUAUCGUUGUGAAUCUGAAGAAGAGAAAGCUCGGAUGCUUAAAGAAAUGGACAGGCUUAAAAGAAAGCUGGAGGAAAAAGAAUUGCAAAUCUUGCAAUCUGAGAAACAUGUAAGUGAGCUGAGGAGUCGUCUGGAGGAAAGAGAGAAAGAACUCGGCAUUGCUCUGCAGAAACAGAAGGAGGCGCUGUCCGCUGCAACCGCCUCUAACUGCACUGUCAGACAUUUGGAAGAGGCCGUGCAUAGACAACGAGUCAUACUGAAGUCAGCGAAGAGGAGACUGCGGGAGCAGCAAGCAAGUGAAGUUGACAGAGAAAAGGCCGGUGAGCUCCAGGCAGAGCUAAAGAGGCAAAUGUCCUUCCGCAGCCUGAUGGAGAGGAACAAGAAACACUUGGAGGAGGAAGUACAGAACCUGAGACGCAAAGUUGAAUCCUCCCAGAUGGAGCAGAGGCAGGUGGAGCAGUAUCGCCGUGAGAUUGAGGAGAAGGCCCGGCAGGAAGUCCAAAAGAAACUACAGGAAGUCAACCUCUUCCUGCAGUCCCAGGCAGCAACGCAGGAGGCACAGGACCAGAUCAAAGCCACCUCUGAGCUCAGCCUGCGUGCCAGGAUCCAAGAACUGGAGGGUGAACUGAAACGAUCUCGAAACAACCAACAUGAAACCAUUGCCCAGAGAGACGCCAUCCACAAAGAGUUAAAGCGCUACCGUCAGCUGUACAGAGAGGAGCAGUGGCUCAGGAAAUCCCUCACUGCCGAUCUAAAAAGAAGUAACAGUCGGCUCGCAGAAGCCAAUGCUAAGUUGCUCAGUGAGCACUGCAAGUCUCUCGUUGCCUCGGGACCCCCAGGGGCCAUGGGGCCACUGGCUUCAACUUCCAGUCAACUAGGGGCCCCAUACAGGGGCCACAGCUCCAGAAUCCUCAGCUCUGUGGCUGAAGGACAGGGCGGCAAUGUGGAGGACUACCUGGCCAAGAAAAAGCAGAGUAAAACCUCCUGUCCCCCACGCACCAAUCUCCUCGCUGAGCACAGAAAAGUGACCUGGAAGUAAUAGAUUGAAGCAAAUGGACUGAAUCAAACCAGGCCUCAGCAGAAAUUGACAUCUCUUUGGGCCGCAUGUCUCCAGUGGGCUGUGCCUCCAGCGUGGACCCUGUUAGCAGAGCAAAGCAGCAGUACUUGGAAGUCCUGAAGGAGAGCCAUGAGGUCUAAGAACCACUAGGGACAGUCCCAGCGCACUGGGUUUAGACGUGACAACUUCAGCAUCAGCCUGAGACGUAUCAGCUGACCUCACAGUGCUCGCUGACUGUUAGCUCUUUUAAUAUACGUAAAUAAAUAUAUAAGCAGCGUGGUCCUAGCCCACAAUUGCUGUUCUGACUUUGGUGCUAUACGUCAUUUUAAGAUACAGGCUCCACCAACAUCAGGACCAAAGCCAUUUUCUGUCAUGUUCCAUCAAGAAUGAAGAAGUUACUCUCCCUUUGAUGGAGAAAAGCGAAUUCAAUGCACAUUGCACUUAAGCACUCAGGAAGUGAUCACACUGAUUAGCCACACUCUCUCAGCCUAAUGAGAUCCUCUUCCUUUAAAUAAUGUGGCAAGAUAUUGGAAAUUGCCUUCAAUGUGAUGCAGUGCACAACCACAAUAUUGUUAAAUUAAUACCUCUUUCAAUCAUAACUGAGCAUUGUCAUGAAAGGGCUCAUUAGAUGGUAAAUCUACCUAAUGUGGCUAAUUGUGUGUGUUUGUGUGUUUAAUAUACUGUAUCUUGCAUCCUAAAGCAAAAGAUUCCAUUUUUGUAAACAAUAUACAGUACUCGUAUUUAUAUAUAAUCCUGGUUUGGGAUUUUUACGUUGUUAUUGGUGUGUUUGAAUUUGAUGUAUGUAUCAUUACUUGAUAUGUGCAGUCACACAUGAAAUGUUUUGUCUUGGUUUUAUAAUUUAUUUUUUUAAAUACAUAGUUUUUGAUAAGUUACUUUGGCUAGCUGUUUGAUACCUGAUCUCUGUUUGGGUAUUCUUUUUUGUAUUUGUAGUUAUAGAAUUAGAUUAUGUUUGUGAAUA